AUGUCGGUCAAAUUUGAGCGGGACACGGUCCGGACCAUCCAGGAAUCGGCCUCGAACGCCCUUGAGCAGGCCGCUGCCGACCAUGGCGCCGUGGUCCAGCGCUCCAUCAAGACGGUGACCGAGAAGACCAUUGAUGGAGCCGCCAGCGCCGCUGCCGAGCGCGCCGCCGCUCUCGCUGAAGGUCCCGGCCCGAUCAAACGGGCCUUUGAAGGCGCGCCUCCUCUUCCCGGCACCAGUGGAAAGCACCCGAUCGCCGAGACCAUUGGCACGGCAUUGACGGGAGGAAAGGGCAUGGCCGGUACCAAGGGCUAUCUGGCGGCCUAUAUCAAGGAGCUUGAGUCCAACCCUCUGCGCACCAAGAUGCUUACGGCCGGAACCCUCGCCGGCGCCCAGGAGUUCCUCGCCUCGUGGCUGGCCAAGGACCGCAACAAGCAUGGCAACUACUUCACCUCGCGCGUGCCCAAGAUGGCCGCCUACGGUGCCUUGGUCAGCGCUCCCCUGGGCCACUUUCUCAUCUGGCUGCUCCAGAAGCUCUUCAAGGGCCGCGUCAGUCUCCGGGCCAAGAUUAUCCAGAUUGUGGUCAGCAACCUUGUGAUUGCGCCCAUCCAGAACAGCAUCUACCUGGUGGCCAUGGCCCUCAUUGCCGGCGCUCGAACGUUCCACCAGGUCCGCGCAACCGUCAAGGUCGGCUUCUGGAGAGUCAUGCGCAUCUCGUGGCUCACGUCGCCCAUCUGCCUGGCCUUUGCCCAGCAGUUCCUCCCUGACGAGCUCUGGGUCCCCUUCUUCAACCUGGUCUCCUUCGUCAUUGGCACCUACAUCAACACCCUGACCAAGAAGAAGCGCCUCGCGGCCCUGCGCAAGAAGCACUACGGCGAGAGCCGCGAGAACCGCCCGCCGCCGCCGAUGGGUCGUCCCGGCCCCGAGGACUAUCCUCCCCCUCCCCACAUGGAAUCCAACCCCAACCUGGGCAGACGCGACGGACUACGUGACCCUCGCGAUCCUCGUGACCCUCGUGACCCUCGCGACCCUCGCGACCCUCGCGAUCCCCGCGACGUUCGCGACCCCCGCGAGGCCAACAUGGCAGGCCACAAUCCCAACUACUAA
Molecule: messenger RNA, 1104 nt
Organism: Trichoderma citrinoviride
Lineage: Eukaryota; Fungi; Ascomycota; Sordariomycetes; Hypocreales; Hypocreaceae
Exons: 3
Coding region: 1-1104 (367 amino acids)
Cellular component (GO): cytoplasm; membrane
Source: RefSeq, a predicted model, not a curated record